Molecule: messenger RNA, 897 nt
Organism: Colletotrichum phormii
Lineage: Eukaryota; Fungi; Ascomycota; Sordariomycetes; Glomerellales; Glomerellaceae
Exons: 3
Coding region: 1-897 (298 amino acids)
Source: RefSeq, a predicted model, not a curated record
AUGGCGAAUCCCGAGACAACUCCUUCCCGUCCCUCUAUUACACGAUGCGAUGCAACGGAUCCAUCAACCACAACAGAGAAGCUCGUCGAGAUCAUCAACCGCGAUGGUGGCAUCAUAGUAGAGAAGUUGAUCGAACGCCAACUCGCGGAAGAGAUCAAGCGAGACCUUAAGCCUUACUUUGAUGAGGACAUCCCGGACAAAUACGGCCUGUUCCCAGCAACUACGCAGAGAGCAUCCGGCCUACUGGGCAUCUCGGACGGCUGCGUAGAACUCGCAUGCAACCGCGUUUAUACCGACGUUGCGAAUGCUCUGGUCUCUUCGUCUUACACCUUCUGGCGGGGCGAUAAGCAGAAGACUGUGAGCGGGAAGCCCAUCAUCUCUUCGACGGUGGGCUUCCGGGUGAAUCCGGGAGGCAAGCAACAGGUACUACACCGUGAUGACAAUGAUUAUCAUCCUCACGACAAGAAAUUGCCCGUGAUGAUUGGUUGCGUCACUGCUUUGACAAAGACAACAGCAGCGAACGGCGCGACUGUCGUGAUUCCGGGCUCGCACCUCUGGGGCCCCGAACGUCGUCCACUCGAUGAAGAAACUGUUCCAGCAGAACUCGAACCCGGCGAUGCUUUGAUCUUUCUGGGGAACUUGUACCACGCUGGAGGGGGGAACGUGACCACGGAUGAAUAUCGGGAGACCGUUGGAAUCUUCCUCUGCCAGCCGACACUACGUCCCGCGGAGAACCAAUUCCUCAUGGUGCCUUUUGAGCGGGUGAAGAAGAUGAAGCCCCAGGCGCAACGUCUUCUGGGGUAUGGUCUGUGUGAGCCAGGUGUCGGGUUCAUGAAAUACCAGGACCCGAUGCGAGUGCUCUUCGGUGUCGAAGACGAAGAGACGGUCGAUUUCUAG